Malaya genurostris is the source of this 1146-nucleotide messenger RNA. RefSeq lists its product as uncharacterized. The coding region runs from base 337 to 1086 and encodes 249 amino acids. The record is from RefSeq and is a predicted model, not a curated record. The transcript has 2 exons. NCBI's taxonomy places the organism in Eukaryota, Metazoa, Arthropoda, Insecta, Diptera, Culicidae.
AACCUAGCGCCGAUAAGCCGCUGCUGCUGCUGCUGCUGACGUGUUCCGGCAUGUGAACAAUAAUAGUGACCAAUCAACUCGGACGCAACUUAUCUCUCCGGUAUUAUUGUUGUAGAACGGUUUCGGGGAUGAUGAGUCCACAAAAUUUGAUUGUUUUAUGAUUUUUUUGUCGGUGUAUUUCCUCAAAUCAACCGAAUGCUAUAACUCUGGUGGCUGGAUAUACAAAGGCACGGCCGACCGGAUGAAGUGACCAUUAGUUAUACGGAACUGGUGACGAGUGGACAGAUUUUUUAUUUCGAGAAGUAGUAAAGCGAAGGAAGUGUGCUCUGAACCAUUAUGAAGUUUCUUGUUUUGAUAGUGCUGGCCUGCGGACAGCUCGUCCUGUCCGGUACGAUUAGAGAAUCCACAUCCAUCGAUGCCACCGAACCACUGUCGGAAGAUACCGAAGUCCUGAUCGAGUUCGACCGUUUGUUCAACAAGCUGCACUACGACAUCGACUACAAGCUGCGAAUCUAUCGGAUGCAACACUCGGUCCGGGUGAAGAAUCUGAAUGCGCAGUUCAUCUCCCGGUACGCUUUCGCCAUCACCGAUAUCCAGCAUAUGAAACAGCACGCGAAGGAGCAAAUUCUCGAGCAUGCACUCCAGAUCGGCGAUACGCAGAAUCCGUGUAUCGUGGCAGCCAACGAUGAAGCCCGGCGACGUGCCACGCAAGCGGCAAAGGAUUUGAGCAUCGUGUCGGAAAAGGUGUACGGUGAAAUGGCGACCCUGACCAGUGUGCUAUUUUUCCCGAUCGUACAGGAAUUUCAGACCAAUUCGUCCGCCUUCCAGUGGACCGUACUGGACAAGCUGUCCCGGGACAAUGCCGUGAUCCACAUCCAGGAGACGUUGGCCGAUUUGGCGUCCUUCUAUAUGCAAAAUUCCAACACCGUCGAACGGGUGAUCGCGACGUUGGAUCACGAGAUCGAAGUGUUUCAGGAUGCGGCCAACGAGCUACGGCAGAGCACCUGGCCGGAGAUCGAUGAAAUCGGCCGUAGCUACAUUUUCAACAUGGAACAGCUGAUUGAGGAGGCGCUUGAGUGCUCGUAAAUGUUAUCUUGGUUGAUAUGUUAAUAAAUAAAUGGUUAUUUUUGCCACUUGAUAAUCUAA